Messenger RNA from Lobosporangium transversale, 461 nucleotides. RefSeq lists its product as hypothetical. Gene Ontology annotation, cellular component: prefoldin complex. Gene Ontology annotation, biological process: protein folding. NCBI's taxonomy places the organism in Eukaryota, Fungi, Mortierellomycota, Mortierellomycetes, Mortierellales, Mortierellaceae. The transcript has 5 exons. Bases 30 to 386 code for a protein of 118 amino acids. The record is from RefSeq and is a predicted model, not a curated record.
CUCAUUUUCCUUAGACAUUAUACAUAACCAUGGAGCUUUUGUCAAACUUCCAAAAGCGAGAAAUCAUAGCGGAGGAAAUCCUGACGAACAAAGAACUGAUUGUGGAUUAUGAUCGGAGGCGGAAUAGUAACCGAGAAGCACUCUCAAAACUGAAGAAGGAACUAUCAAGUGAAAAAAAAGUCUGGGUCAACUUGGGUGAUCUAUUUGUCAAAAUGCCCAAGCAGAAUAUUGAAACCAUGAUUAGGAAAGAUCAGGAAACAUUGGAUUCAGAGAUUACUGAUAUCAGAGAAGCUAUGAAAGAAAAAGUAGUUGAGCUUGAAAAACUGGAAGGAGGCGAUGGAUCCAAAGCAAAAGCUUUCCAACUCAAAGCCAUGACGAAAACUUAAAUAAUCAACAAAAGCUAUUGUUACAUGAGCAUAGGCAAAGAAAGAAAAAAAAUAAAAUAAAAUAAAACUUAGAAG